Lichtheimia ornata is the source of this 309-nucleotide messenger RNA. RefSeq lists its product as uncharacterized. The record is from RefSeq and is a predicted model, not a curated record. The transcript has a single exon. The coding region runs from base 1 to 309 and encodes 102 amino acids. Lineage: Eukaryota; Fungi; Mucoromycota; Mucoromycetes; Mucorales; Lichtheimiaceae.
AUGCCCCCGGUUCUCCAGAAUGAUGCAUCACCUUUUUACAUGAAUAGCAUUAUGAAACGAUUCGGCCAUCAUUUAUCCACAGAUCAAACGCAACAUCUCACAGGCCGUAUGGCAGCAUCAUUGCAUAGUGCUCCUGAAGGUUCAAGUUGCUCUUUACCACGUUCCAUUAACGAUGGCAACAAGGAUCAAGAAAAGAAGGAAUUAUCAAAUUACCAUCCACUUCACCAAGCUCCUAUCAAUAAUGCAUCUUCAUCUUCGUCAUCAUCGGUCAAUCAUCCAACACAACAACAAGCAUCCAAGAAGCAAUGA